Molecule: messenger RNA, 954 nt
Organism: Gryllus bimaculatus (two-spotted cricket)
Lineage: Eukaryota; Metazoa; Arthropoda; Insecta; Orthoptera; Gryllidae
Source: the annotation of a GenBank genome assembly
AAAUAUGAACCUGAAGCCAAAAACUUCAUUCCUGGAGAUAAUGAAUCAUUUACAGACUCAGGAUUCAAUAUAACUGAGGACACGAAAAUUAUAGUUCAUGGCUACUUUUCAAGCGCAAAGAACUUUGAACAUAUGGUUUUCGCAUAUCUUACAGCAGCAGAUCAUAAUAUUAUGCUGAUGGACUGGUCCGGUCUUUCCAAAUGGUGUUUCUGUGAACACGUUUUGUCAAUCAUCGAAGCAAUUGGCAAGAAACUGGGAGUUCUCUUGGAUUUUCUUGUGGAAAAAGGUGCAAAACUAGAAAAAAUACAUAUAAUUGGUCACAGCUUGGGAGCUCACAUAGCUGGUAUUGGUAGUGUGACCUGUAGUAAGGGUCGUGUAGGACGAAUCACAGCUCUUGAUCCAGCAAGGCCAGGAUUUUCAGACAUAAAAAAUCCAGAUCGUCUGGAGAAAAGUAGGGCAGAUGUUGUCGACGUGAUUCACACAAGUGCUCAUACUUUUGGCAUUGCUGAACCCCUUGGUCACUACGACUUUUACCCCAACGGAGGUCAAGCACCUCAGCCAGGAUGCACUGGAGUCUCUUCCGAAAUAUGCAGCCACAGCAGAGCGCAUUAUCUUUUCACUGAAAGCAUUACAACUGACGUAGGUUAUCGUGGAAUUAAAUGUUCUUCUUGGACAAACUAUCUCAAUGGUAUAUGCACAGCAGAGUAUGCACCAUCAGCUAACAUGGGAUCGCGUCUCAACAGGACAAGUGAAGAGGGAACGUUUUAUCUGAAAACUGGAGCAACUUGCCCAUACUACUUAGUAAAAAGUGGAUCUGCUAGUGUGAAAACUGUGUUCACAAUAUUUAUGAUUCUUCCUGCUGACAAAAUGCAGCAUGAGAACAGUUUACAACAUUUGGUGCCAACAAUAAAAAAGAAAGGACAUAUUCAUGAAAAAAAACUCAGUGUAAAUAUG